AUAAUCGCUCGCGCGGGCCGCCAUAACGGACGUGCCGUAUUUUAUUUUACCGCGUUUUGUUUCCCUUUCGUUCUUUCCGUUUAUGAUUUAAAGCCACCAUGUCGAAGGGCGACACCGAACAGCAAAAUGGCUCCGGCGAGGAGUCCAAGACUAACCUGAUCAUCAACUAUCUACCCCAGAGCAUGACGCAGGAGGAAAUCAGGAGUCUCUUCUCCAGUAUAGGCGAAGUGGAGUCGUGCAAGCUGAUAAGGAACAAGGGGGCGGCGUUCCCGGACGCGCUCAACCACGCGCUGCACGGCGGCGGACAGAGCCUCGGCUACGCUUUCGUCAACUACCACCGCCCGGAAGAUGCGGAGAAAGCGAUUGCCACCCUCAACGGCCUCCGCCUGCAGAACAAGACUAUCAAGGUAUCGUACGCUAGACCCAGCAGCGAGGCCAUCAAAGGCGCCAACCUCUACGUAUCAGGGCUGCCAAAGACAAUGACACAAUCAGAAUUGGAGCGGCUAUUCAGCCCAUACGGCCGCAUCAUAACUUCAAGGAUACUCUGCGAGAAUUCAGGCGGGAGACCGUUCACUGGAGGAGAGCAAGGCCUAUCUAAGGGCGUGGGAUUCAUCAGAUUCGAUCAGCGCGUAGAAGCCGAGAGAGCUAUUCAGGAACUGAACGGAACAGUGCCCAAAGGAGCAUCAGAACCGAUUACAGUGAAGUUCGCAAAUAACCCAAGCAACAACGGCAAGGCGCUCGCACCGCUGGCCGCGUACCUGCCGGCCGCGCUGCGCUUCCCUGCCCCGCUCGGCCGCUUCAGCUCAGGCAAGUCCCUACUCGCUAUAAACAAAGGCCUCCAGCGAUACAGCCCGCUGGCCGGCGAGCUCCUCGGCGGUGUGUUACCGGGCGCCGUCGGCUCUGAGUGGUGCAUUUUUGUUUACAAUCUAGCCCCGGAAACAGAGGAGAAUGUGCUCUGGCAACUAUUUGGACCUUUCGGUGCCGUCCAGAGCGUGAAAGUGAUACGCGACCUGCAGACGAACAAGUGCAAAGGCUACGGGUUCAUCACAAUGACGAAUUACGACGAGGCGGUGGUCGCCAUUCAGUCCCUGAACGGGUACACGCUUGGCAACAGAGUGCUGCAGGUCAGUUUCAAGACGAACAAAAUCAAGACGAUCUAAAUCGUCCAGACACGGCCUAGCCGGCGCUAGGACGGCACUGCAGGCGCGCACCCAUACAUACAUAGCACAGGCCCAGCCUCGACACACCACUCUUCAACGUGUCUUCCUGAAUAGACGACCUGAGCGGUCAUUUUGUAUGUUAUUUGUAAAUUGUAAUCGAUUCAGCUCAUCGGCUCUUUGUUCGACGAUCGCCAUUUUCCUAGACAGAAACUGGGUUAAGUGUUACGGAAAUCAAAAUGGCGGAAAGGUUCUGCGCAGGUCCGGAUGAAAUGGCGGCCGCUGAAUGGAGACGGAGCGCGCAAUAAUAAGUUAAGGUGUGCAUCAAAUGCUAAUCGGACAACCAAACAUAUUAAAUAGUCAAUAACAUUGUGACAAUCGACUUCGCUUAUGAAAGGUUGUGGUUAUCGAGAAAUAGUUUUCGAUUAUAAAUAAAAUAAUUAGCAAUAAUAGCUCUACGCUAUGCUCCAUUUAGGCAUCAUAUCUAAACUUCGGUCACGAAUCAAAUUUGCCAAAUAUAAUAAAUCGACACGGCGUACGUCUGUCGCUCUCUCUAACGGUUCGGGCCGUCCGCCUUCACGAGGCGAGCAUUAAAUAGUGUUAUUGUUAAAGAUUGGAAAAUAUAUAUAUUAUCUAUACGUAUAUUUUAAUCAUAUAUUAAUCUAAUUAAGAAUGAGAACUAAUCAAAAACUGUGAUAGGUUUUGAUAAAAUUUUAAAAAUAAACUUGAAAGAUCACGGGAUGUGCUGACGCUGUCGGUUUACCAUCCUCAGUGAAUUGCGUAGCAUUCGUGCAGGCGCACCCAGCGUGGCCCGAGCGUUCACCGGCGGAGUAGGUUAAGUAGUUUUUGAAAAGUUUUGCGAUAUCUACAAUUGGAUGUAAGGUGACAAUUGGCACACGCAAUCACAGGAAGACGGGGAAAAUCGAUUCAGCUGGUCGCUCAGGGGCCGGAGAGGGCGGAGCCAGAGCCCCGGGCGCGGGAGCGAGACGGGAGAUGCCUCAGGCCGGUCGCCGAGCGUAGCGCGUUCUUAGAACAAUGGUGCAUGAUAGUUCGUAAUGAUGUCGUUCGGAAAUAAUCGAUAUCUAAACAUAUGAUCGGUACCUGGCUAUUAUAAUUGAUGUAUGGAUGCGACCCUGCGUCUAUUCGAAGUAGGCUUUAAUUGUCUUAGUUUAAAUGGAAAUUUGUAAAUAGAUAAAAAAAUAUAUAAAAUAGUAUCUCGCCGCGUCACUACGCAAACAACCACAAACUUCAACCCGACAAAGACCUAAUAAACAUCGAACUUGAAUAGAGAUAAUAUCGUGCCGUCCUAACGACCCUACGAUUUUUGUAAAAAAAUAUAUACUUAAUAUAUGUAAAAACAGUUUUGUAAACAUUUCAAGAUAUUAACUAAUAACUAAUAGGUACGCAUUACAUACCAAAGAUGGAGAUUUAAAAUUUACAAGUAUUUAUAUAUUUAUUAUAAAUGUAAAACGUGCAAUAACUGAUAGCCAGUAAUUUAAUAAAAAUAUAUUAAAUAAAUGAACUCGAAGAGACGUCGGUGGAGCGGACUAUCUUCGUGGUAGAUCCGACUGUUUGUUUACUAUUUAUUGUAAACCUUGUUUGACUCGAGCUAGCCACUUAACUUUCUUUAAUUAAUUAAAAUUGAAAAAAAAAAUUGCUUAAUUUGAUCCAGCUUAUAAUGCUUUACAUUCCAUUUUAGUCUUAAUACGUUUAAUUAUUAGAAUAUAUUUGUAUUAAUUUAGAAAAAUUGAGGGUUACCUUUUUUGAAACACGAUUGAAUCAUUAAGAAAAAGAAAACAU
Molecule: messenger RNA, 2957 nt
Organism: Zerene cesonia (dogface butterfly)
Lineage: Eukaryota; Metazoa; Arthropoda; Insecta; Lepidoptera; Pieridae
Product: ELAV-like protein 4
Exons: 1
Coding region: 99-1160 (353 amino acids)
Cellular component (GO): ribonucleoprotein complex
Molecular function (GO): RNA binding
Source: RefSeq, a predicted model, not a curated record